AAAUCGAGGCUUUUAUUUUGACCGUUUUCUCACGCGUGUCUGCGCAGUUUUCACAGCGGUCGGUUUUCUAGGACCUUGAGCACAUGAAAAUAAAAUAAAAACAGCACGCGAUUGUAGAAGUCAAGAACGUUUGCGGGGCAUGGCGAAACGGAUAUUAUAUCCUUUAUACCAGCUCGGUAACCCUCAGCUGAGGAUAUUCCGGCCCACCUUCAACCUGACGCUGGUCAGACCCGGCAAAGAACAGCCUCCGGAUACAGUACAGUUUCGCGUUCCUAUGGAAAUGACCAAGUUUGAUGUCAGAAAUUAUCUAGAGAAGAUCUACAGUGUUCCUGUUGCAGCUGUACGCACAAGGAUCCAAUACUGUACAAACAAGAAACGAAACCACAUGAACCAGCGAGUGAAGAGGCCGGAUUAUAAAGUAGCAUAUGUUCAACUGGCUCAGCAGCAGACCUUCCAGUUCCCAGAUAUCUUCCCUGAGAAGGAUAAGAUGCACGAGGAGGGCUCUUUUGAGAUGAUGCAGGAGAAGUUCAUGGAGGACGAGCGUCAGAGGCAGAAAUCAGAUCCCAGAAGAGGAGGAGUUACUGAAUGGUUUGGCCUGUAGACAGACAAGUGUUGAAUGAAGAAUGACUUCAGAGAGGCAACAGCUGAAUGAAGAAUGUGGUGUAUUGUAGAUUAUGUAUUUGUGCAGGAAGAGCCAUUUACAGUGAUCUGACCAGUGUCCAUAGAGGGCCGUUUGCAGUGAUCUGAUCUGACUCGAUGGAAAGACAGACUGCCUGAGAGACGGCUUGGAAAUCCAUUACUCCAAAAGAAUCAUGUGCUCUGUCAAAGAACACUGAUGUCUACAUAGCAUCUGCAGUGUCAUGAAAGUCUUUCAGGUUAUGUUGUCCUCCCACAGGUCUCAGAAUCCUUCUUAUGGUCCUCCUUGCGAAAAUCUUGAGCAUACACGUUUCCUUUUCUUUAAAGUCCCUCCAAAAUGUUUUCCUUUCCCUCUUGCUGGAAGAUUCAAGAUGGUUUUCUUGAACUAUUUGCAGUAAAAUGGUCAAUCUAAUGAAGUGACUCUCCAGUUCUUCAUGCAAAAUCAUGCUCUUAAUGUUCCUGAAAACUCCAAAAACUGCAUACUUCAAUUCCAAUAAAACAGUACAGAAUGA
Molecule: messenger RNA, 1148 nt
Organism: Puntigrus tetrazona (Sumatra barb)
Lineage: Eukaryota; Metazoa; Chordata; Actinopteri; Cypriniformes; Cyprinidae
Gene: mrpl23
Product: mitochondrial ribosomal protein L23
Exons: 5
Coding region: 140-601 (153 amino acids)
Biological process (GO): mitochondrial translation
Cellular component (GO): ribosome; mitochondrial large ribosomal subunit
Molecular function (GO): structural constituent of ribosome
Source: RefSeq, a predicted model, not a curated record